Molecule: messenger RNA, 966 nt
Organism: Orbilia oligospora ATCC 24927
Lineage: Eukaryota; Fungi; Ascomycota; Orbiliomycetes; Orbiliales; Orbiliaceae
Exons: 2
Coding region: 1-966 (321 amino acids)
Cellular component (GO): cytoplasm
Molecular function (GO): ubiquitin protein ligase activity; zinc ion binding
Source: RefSeq, a predicted model, not a curated record
AUGCCAGGGUCUUGCUGUAACCUUCGGAAAACACACGAGGACCAGCCAGCACAAGGGAACUCGUAUAACCAGAACUUCCAGAACCUAUUUUGCCAAAGCGAACGUUACGAGGCCGAAAGCGAAUUUGGAACCAUGUACCAGUGUCUCCUUGGCGAUUGCUGUGGAGAAGACUGGUUCCAUGAUCGAUGUAUUCUCGGAUUAUCUUUGGAUGGCUCUGCCGACUCUAGUGAAGAUGAUUCUGGUGACAUUCAGGGCUUCCCGGAUGAAGGUUCUUUCGAGUAUUUCAUCUGCUGGGGGUGCAUUUCAGCCAAUCCCUGGCUUUUGCAAUAUGCUGGAACACCUGGUUUCCUAGAACCGGUUGUUUGCAGGGAAGUUGCAGUUGCAUGUCCAGGCCAAAGUAGCGACGCUACGGUUUCUAGGAAACGCAAAGCCAGUGCAAUUAGUUCUGAGGGUGACACUGCCGAGACCGAUUCCGAACCUGCUAUUCGUGUCGGUGGACCUUCAAUAGCAGCCCCAGAGGCAAGCGUUGAAGCUACCUCUACCAAACUUUGUAAACUCCCACAGAAUAAGCAUCUAGACCUGGCCAACAAGAAGGUUUCACUUUUCCUGCGCUCAGAUUUUCGAGACCACCUUUGUCAAUGUGUGUCUUGUCUCGAAAAACUCAAAAACCACAAGUGCCUUCUAGAGGAGGAAGCAACCCAUGAGCCCCCUUUAGAUUCCGAUGCCGGCGAAUCCACAGGCCACAACAGCCUCCUAGAUGCCGGCGAAAAGGCACUUAGCAGUAUCGACCGUAUACGUGCAAUUGAAGGAGUCAUGGCCUAUAAUAUGCUUAAAGACAAGGUGAAAGAGUUUCUCCAGCCAUUUGCUCAAGAAAAGCGCGUCGUUUGUCAAGAAGAUGUCAAACAGUAUUUUGAGGCGCUCAAGGGAGGCUCAAAGACGACGCAUUAUCCAGAGGAUAAAAACUGA